AUGCCAGGCGUCACAACUACCACUUUGGACAGCGUGAUCUCGCCUAUCACCGGCAAGCCCAUAGCACGACACGAAGCCGCUGGCUUAAAAGGUCUGACUAGAGAGCAACACCCCAAGUUCUGGGAAGAAGUCAGGAACUGGACAACCGACCACUUCUCCUCAGCCAAAUGGCAUCAAGUUGUGAAAUGCAUAUGGCGUAGGAACCAAGAGGACUACAUGAAGGUCAUAGGUUGGCGUCCGCCACCUAGACCUAUUCACUCCAUCGCCGCUCCCCGAGGACGCCAUGUACUACUUUACAGCUCAUCAUCCUUCACUGCACCGACGGGCGCACAUCCGCUCCGCCCAGCAAAUCUGCCACGCAUCGAGACUGGGUCCCCAAAUACACCGCGACCACGCUGGGAUGUCGUAUCUGCAGGCCCCGCAACACCUCUUUCUGCGACAGCCGGCCCCAUCAAGAAUGCCUUCGCUGAAGGUGGGCACUGGGCUUCGCUCACGCCCAAGACGUCAGCGACUGGGACGCCGACUGCAACGACACCUGUCACGGCUGUACCGGUCGAGAUGUGGGAACCAGGCACACCGACUGAUCCCGCUACUAAAGCCGUAUACGAAAACGCCAAGAGCGAUGUGAAUAAGAUGGCUCUUCAGUUGUGUGCAAGCAGACAUGCACUACGUCGCUCUUUCAGCGCUGAAAACGACGUCAUCUACCCGUCCAUGGUGAGGCCGAGGGAUACGUUGCUAGCUGCUGAACUCACGUUGGAGAGUUACCAGGUGCCUGGUUCGUUGGCGGAGUACAUCGAUGCACUAUUGCCGAGUAAGCUUGAGGCGUAUGCGGAUGACGAGGCGGCGGGUGCGCGACAGUACAAUAUCACGAGUGGGGAGAUGCUGGGAGAUAAAGAUGCUUGGUUGGGGUAUGAUGAGCAGACUGGACAGUUCACCACUAUCCUGGAAGCGAGACGCGAUUUGCUCAGGAUGAAUCGGGAGAGGAGGAAGGGGAGGGACGUUGCAGUCGGAGAGGGAGGUGUCAGACUGGCGUGGGCGACAAAGGUUGUCUGCGAUAUUGAGGGAGAGAUGGAGAGACGCAGGGAGCUGGAUGGUGAAGAUAGCGACGACGAAGGCUAUGAUUAUAGCAACUUUGUUAGGAGUCUGAGUGCUAGGGAUAGCGCGGAGACUGUCGAAGAACGAUGGAGUGGGUCGACGUUGGAUUUGACACUGACAAACAGCUCGACGGCGUACAGCAGUAGCAGGGAAUCGCAACUGAAUAUUCCGCUCGCUCAGCGGUCAUCUAGCAGCCCCAUUAAGCCCACAUACGGCCACAAUACGCUACCGCUUCGCAACAGGACUUUUACGCUUUCCAACCUCCUCACCGGCGCAGCUUCUUCUGAUCCGCAAACCCAUAGCCAUGCCGACUCGUAUCCCGCGAAGACUUGCAAAUCCAGAUUCUCGCCCAACUAUGCACACAGUGUUCACAGCCUCCGUCGCAGCAACACGACGAAUAGGUCGCGCCAUAGCCUCAGGAUCGACACUUUUGACUAUACUCCCUCUUCUAACAACAGGCAAAGUCCCUUGAUCAGCCCGCAGGAACGUGGCUCCCGUCGCCGAGGCCCCAGUAUGCAGGCUCUGAGUAGUUGGGCCGAUGAACUGAAGAAGAUGGAGAGGAAGAGGGCGGAGAUGCGACUUGGUGUUGGUGAGAGUAACGCGGCAUUGACGAAUUGUAGGGAGAUUUCUGAACAAGAAACUGUACGCGAAGAAGAAGACGUUGGUCUGGCGGUUGAUGUCAAGGAUGAUGUAUCGGCGGUCGAUGCAAAAGAUAACGGAUACGUGAUUAAUGGAUGUAUGCAUCCUGCUUUACGGGGAGGCGGAGAGUGCGAAGCAGAGCAAGAGGGAGGGGAGCAGGGGAGAAGGAGCAGAGGGGCUACGGGGAGUAGUACAAAGAGUUGGCGUUGUAAUACUGCCGUGGAGAUCGAACGGGAUAGCCACGAGGAGCACGACAACCCCAUCUACAACUCCAAUUCCAACGACCGAGAAAACCUGGUUCACGACGUCCAGUACGAAGACCACAUGUACGACGAUGACUACCACGGAGAAGAGUAUAAUGAUGACGACGAUGAACAAACAACAACACCAACACCCGAGCAUGCAGACCGGUCAUCCCACCCCCUCCGCUCCUCAUCUUCACCCACCCACGCACCCAUCAAACGAUCCUCUCUCCAAAGCGCUUUGGCCAAACAACAUCUCUCGCCGCCCCGUCGCCCGCCUCGACCCUCUCCUCUACUCAUUCUACCACCCAAGCCAAUCCCACACCCACCGGUGAGAUACAACAGACACGCCGCAACAUCGUACGAACGACAGGCUUCAAAACUGCGUCGGGAUGGCGAGGUGGAAGAGGAGAGCGAGAUGGGCGGUGGUGGUGGUCAUUCACAGGUGGUAGUCAGGAAAGCGAAGUUGUUGGAGGAGAGUGCUAUGCGGGCUAGGGGAAAUCAACAGAUAUGUACGCAACGAUCGUUGAGUAGAGUGGGUGAGAGGAAUAGGAAAGAGGAAGAGGAAAAUGAGUGGGAUGCGGAACUCAGGGCUAUGGAGGGUAGGGAGAAGAAGAGGCAGUUGGAAUUACUGCGUACGCAUAGGGGAGCAGGAGGCUGA
Molecule: messenger RNA, 2637 nt
Organism: Alternaria burnsii
Lineage: Eukaryota; Fungi; Ascomycota; Dothideomycetes; Pleosporales; Pleosporaceae
Exons: 1
Coding region: 1-2637 (878 amino acids)
Source: RefSeq, a predicted model, not a curated record